Messenger RNA from Exophiala oligosperma, 2447 nucleotides. RefSeq lists its product as uncharacterized. The record is from RefSeq and is a predicted model, not a curated record. Gene Ontology annotation, biological process: secondary metabolite biosynthetic process. NCBI's taxonomy places the organism in Eukaryota, Fungi, Ascomycota, Eurotiomycetes, Chaetothyriales, Herpotrichiellaceae. Bases 173 to 2059 code for a protein of 628 amino acids. Gene Ontology annotation, molecular function: oxidoreductase activity, acting on CH-OH group of donors; flavin adenine dinucleotide binding. The transcript is spliced from 4 exons.
CGUGAAGGGUGUCGAGAGCAACUGCCGAGGACGCGCUGCCAUUCUGGGGAUACCACAACAUCGAUGAGACAUUCCAUAUCACCAUUUCUCAACGCUCAUUUGGUCUCUAGUCCUCUCGGUGGCCUCUGCUUGACCUUUGGGUACCUAUUGGGACCUUCUUCACAUUUUCAACAUGUCUCUAUGCCGCGGACGAUAUGCGUCUGCCGUUUUGGCACUGGCCCUAGGUGCUAUCUCAACUUCCACAGCCUCGCCUACAGGUUCCGGCACCAAUGAAGCAUCCAGUACACUCAACAGCUCAUCGCAACAGUUUGACUAUGUGAUUGUUGGAGGAGGGCUGUCCGGUCUUGUCGUCGCCAAUCGCCUGUCCGAGAACAGCAAAGUGUCAGUUCUCGUUCUCGAGUUUGGACCUUUCGAUAGAAGCAAUCAGACUCUCUGGCCAGCCAAUGCUGUUCUCAUCAAUCAGAGAGAUAUGUUCAACAUUACCUCAGCGCCAGAGCCAGGCAUGGCUGGUCAUACGUACCCUGUCCUUGCAGGUGCAGUGCCUGGCGGAGGAUCGACGGUAAAUGGGAUGGAAUUCGAUAGAGGGUCGAGCUGUGACUAUGAUUUUGAGGCGCUCGGAAAUUCUGGAUGGAACUGGAACGGUCUUUUUCCCUAUUUCAAAAAGAGUACGGACUUCACGCCACCUUCACCAGCUGUCGAAGCGGUAUACAAUUACACUUGGAAUGAGGCUGCUUAUGGGAACGGUCCUUUGCAAGCCUCUUUUCCGGAUUUCGAGUACCCUGACAACUUCCCUUUUUUUGGUGCUUUUGAGGAACAAGGCGUUCCCUUCAUCAAGGAGCAUGCCCUCGGCAAUGCCACUGGUGUUUUUUUCACGCCAGCUUCCGAAGAUCCUAAGAAGAAGACCAGGUCAUCGUCCCUCAAUGCAUAUUACGAUCCUGUCUCCAGCCGCAAGAACUUGAAAAUGUUGGCUCAGUACCAGGUAACCGAGGUAGUCUUGGAUCACAACCUUACCGCCCAAGGUGUCAAAGCAACAGACAGGACAAAUGGCAAACAGUAUCAAUUCAUGGCCAGGAAGGAGGUGAUUCUCGCAGCAGGCGGUGUCCAUACCCCACAGGUGCUGCAACUCAGUGGUGUUGGGCCCAAAGAUGUUCUGACUGCCGCUGGCGUCAACGUCAAGCUUGAUUUCCCUGCGGUUGGAAGCAAUUUUCAGGACCACCCUACAGCGUAUCUCAACUGGAAUGUAACCAACAGAUUUCCUUACCCUGGCAUACUCCAGGAGAAUGCCACGUACAAUACGGAGGCACUCGCUUUGUACCUCAACAACCUGACUGGUCCUUACACCAAGGCUCAAGCCAACAGCGCCGGCUUCCUGUCUCUGGACAUGAUCACCAAAGAUGGAAGUUCGAUGGUUUCAUCGCUCUUGGCUCAAGAACCUGGUCAAUAUUUGCCUCCGAUCUACAGCAACAAUCGGCAGUUGAUGGCGGGCUACCUCGCGCAGCGUAAACUUCUCGCCUCCCAGAUCGAGACAGGCAGUGUGGCCAUCAUGGAGCUACCAUUUACAGGAUCAGGGUCAAUCCCAAACGCAAUUCAGAAGCCGCUCAGCAGAGGCACGGUGUACCUGAACGCUAGUGACCCGCACGGGGAGCCCGUCGUCACAUAUUACGCGUUUACUAACCCCUUCGACAAGGAAAUACUUGGCAAAAUGGUCAAUUUCACUCGCCGAAUCAUGGCCAGCGACGCGCUGGCUUAUCUGAACCCUAUCGAGACCACUCCUGGACCGCAGUUCCAAACCGAGGAUGAAAUCUUCAACCAGCUGUUGACGGCCCAGUCACCAUUCGGAGCGGCCUUGGGCCCAACAUUUGCUCACCCGAGUUGUUCUUGCCCGAUGAUGCCACAUGAUCUCGGAGGUGUGGUCAGCCCGGAGUUACUCGUGUACGGCACAAAGAAGCUCAGUAUCGUGGACUGCUCGAUUUUGCCGGUCAUUCCCGCGGCGCAUCUGCAGGCGACGAUGUAUGCGGUGGCGGAAAAGGCAGCCGACAUAAUCAAGAAGCGUUCUUGAGUGCGUCGUGUGAAAGACAAGGGUCAAGAUGUAUACAAUAUCAUAGUCUUCACUCUCAUCACCAUAAAGUCGUCCAUCACCCAUGUCCAAGUCCUACUUUUGUUUCACCAGUCCAAAUCUUGAUUCACAGAGUCUCGAAAGAAGAACUGCUCAUUCAUCUUCGGCGAAGUUCUUCAUUCACCAACUCUGCUCGUCAACUGGAAGCUUUACCUGAUCCUUCCCGAGUCUUCACUUGACCCGGACUACUACAAGUUCACAGUAUACGCUUGUAUCAGCUUCACAAGUAUACAUAUAAUUGUCUCAGCUUCACAGGAUACAUACAAUUGGCUCAACUCCACAGUGUACAAUUGUCUCAGCUUCACUGUAGAUCCACACCCUAAAAGUGAAA